This is a messenger RNA of Colossoma macropomum (tambaqui), 2696 nucleotides long. RefSeq names its product KDEL endoplasmic reticulum protein retention receptor 3 (gene kdelr3). Gene Ontology annotation, cellular component: cis-Golgi network; membrane; endoplasmic reticulum. Lineage: Eukaryota; Metazoa; Chordata; Actinopteri; Characiformes; Serrasalmidae. The record is from RefSeq and is a predicted model, not a curated record. The coding region runs from base 450 to 1097 and encodes 215 amino acids. The transcript has 5 exons. Gene Ontology annotation, molecular function: ER lumen protein retrieval receptor activity. Gene Ontology annotation, biological process: protein retention in ER lumen; endoplasmic reticulum to Golgi vesicle-mediated transport.
CGUUGCACGCGGCCACGUCACCCACCGACCUCAGACGGACCGGCACUACAUGGAGCGCGGAGAUCAAACACAGGACAUCAAACGGGGACGUCUGAACACGCGCGCGCCCAUUCCAGCCAUUCCAGUUUAGUGACGCGUCAUUCAGAACCUAAAAAGCGACACGAGCUGCGGGAAUUAGGAGGAAGAAAAGGAGAAGGCUGUUGGAAUCUGCACGGGGGAGCGGAGUGAGGGAAGGGGGCACGAGCUGCAGAAAAGAAAACAGCGAGGAGAGCUGCAUGAGCCCUGCGCCCCGGAGACGUGCUGGAAAUCUGCACGGAGCGAAGCUGAAAACGCCACAGAAGCUAAACCCGCUAAAAGCCACAGACGCCCGCGCGAGAAUCUAAGCAGAGCAAAGCUAGCAGCCGACACUUUUCCUUCAGGAGACAGAAAACAACCAAGCCAAAGCCAGGAUGAAUGUGUUUCGUCUGGCUGGUGACGUGUCGCAUCUCGUGGCGAUUAUUAUCCUCUUCCUGAAGAUAUGGAGGUCCAGAUCAUGCGCAGGAAUUUCAGGGAAGUCUCAGGUGCUGUUCGCUCUGGUUUUCACCACCAGGUAUCUGGACUUGUUCACCAGCUUCAUCUCCAUCUACAACACUGUAAUGAAGGUGGUUUUUCUGGUGUUGGCCUAUGCUACAGUGUACCUUAUCUACAUGCGCUUCAGGAACUCAUAUGAUUCAGAGAACGACUCCUUUAGAGUCGAGUUCCUUCUGGUUCCGGUCGCCGGUCUGUCCUUCCUGGAGAAUUAUGCCUUCACUCCUCUAGAGAUUCUCUGGACGUUCUCCAUCUACCUGGAGUCGGUGGCCAUCUUGCCUCAAUUGUUUAUGAUCACUAAGACGGGGGAGGCAGAGUCUAUCACCACGCACUACCUGUUCUUCCUGGGGCUCUACCGCGCCCUCUACCUGGCCAACUGGGUAUGGCGCUACCACACUGAGGGCUUCUUUGACCAGAUUGCCGUUGUCUCCGGAGUGGUUCAGACCAUCUUCUACUGUGACUUCUUCUACCUGUACUUCACUAGAGUUCUCAGAGGAAGUGGGAAGAUGUCUCUGCCGAUGCCAGUUUAAAGAACACUCCUGGCACUCCUGGCCCCCUCCUCCUUUCCAAACCGCUCCCCAUUUCCUUAGCAACACCCACCUACACCCAGUCUACAGUAUCUACAUCUGUCACAGAUACUUUAAAAAAAGAACUACAAAUCCCACACUUGCCAAAGUAAAAAGAAUAGCUGGACCAAACACGCUAAUGUGGCCAACUAUGAAUAGAAGCUAGCAGCCACCAGCUAGCAUCAUGUCAUUUACAUUGCUGUUAGCCUCAUUAGCAUUUUUGGAUCUAACUAUUCCUUUAAUGACAAAUCUGCAGACUGCGUGGAAAACGUGCCUUACUGUACAGCGGUCGAAAGUGUAAUGUUUUUAUAAAUGCCUUAUUACUCCUCAGUUAGAAAGCACAAAAGAUACUGUCUUCCUUUCCGUACGAAAAGUGUGUGUUCAUUUGAAUGGUUUUUUUUUUUUUUGCAUGUGCGCAGACACAUUUUUAAGGCCUUGUGGGUGUGUGGGUGUGUAUGUGUGUGUGUGUGUGUUAAAUGCAUUUAAAGGGACUUUUUUGAACAUGUGCUUUCUGGGCAGACUAACUCUAUAUUCUAGAAUUUUCAUCCAUUUCACCCGCUCUGUUUUAUUUCUGCUUCUGUAAGAAUUCCUGUGACCCGUGAUGGUCUGAACAGUGAAUAGAAAGCUCCUAAACUUCCUUUUGUUAUACUGUUUAAGUGUAAUCACAUAAAUAAUUCUGCAAUUUUCUGCAAAACAAUUAAACCUUUAAGAGGUGAUUUACGGUGUAUAUUUUGGGAGACCUAAAGGAUUAAAGAAGUACUCAAGCAUCUUUUAAUCUAUAUCUAAUAUCUAAUCUGUAUCUUUUUUAAUCUCUAUCUGCAGAUCUGUGGUAUAUGUUACCACAGACAAUAAUCGUGAUUCAGCAUGUGCCCACUGGCUUCUAUCUUAAAUCUGUUUUGUGUUUUUUUCAUCCAGGUAAACCUGUUGAAGCAUUUGUUUGUGGUAUUUGACCGUAUGCAAUAGAUGUAGUUGAUACAGAUGAGGUUAGAUGCUGGAGUAUUCCUUUAGUAAGCUGGUGAGUUGAAGCAGGCAUCUUGGAGCAGAUGAAACAAUCAAAUGUGCAGAGCAGAGAUAAAAAGCAGACUGAUUAAGUAUUUUGUUGAGAUUGCACGUUGUGUGGGUGCGCGUGUGUGUGUGUGUGUGUGUGUGUGUGUGUGUAUUGUAGUCAGACAUUUCAUAUCUCCUCUACUAUUUCAUGUAGUGCUGGUGCUGAAGACCUGCUGCGGUUUCAGUAUUCUGCAUGUAUUAAACAUUUCAGAUUACAAUAGACACCAAAAACACCUCUACACGGAACCUGGCAAUUCUCUACACAUCAGAAAGCAUUUUUAAACAGUCCAUUUUCAUUGGGAAUAAAUAAAGGGCAGCUUUCUUAGACUAGUCUUGGACAAUAUUGCAAUGCCAAUGGUGUUUACCAUUAACGAUCUUAUUUAGUCUAGGCUUAAGCUUAAUUUUGCGCUGAUAAACCAGCCAUAAGCGCUUCAGUUUUCUGAGUUGCCAAUUUGUGUUGAGAGUGUUUUGUAAAAUGACUACGUUUUUGUCAAUAAAGGACAAAGUUAUAUCUUA